GCCACCAGCCCACGCGGGACUUGGCGGGCGCGGAGUAGUGGCGGACAAAGCCGGCCGGCGGCGCCUCGGGCUGCCGGCGCCCCCUCCGGCUGCCGGCCCCGCUUCACCCCGCGGGCUCUCCGCGGCUUGCCCGGGGCAGGCGCCUGCCUCCCGAGGGGCUGGAGGUGUGGCGCCGCGCCUCUGGCGCCCGCGGUGGCGCUGCCGAGCAGAGCCGGGCGCUGGGCGCCGAGCGCCGGCCGAACGCCCGCCCGCCCGCACCCCCUCCCCGGCCGGCUGGCUGGCUGCGCGCACGGCGAACAUGGCGGCGGCGGUGGGGCGGGACACUCUACCUGAGCACUGGUCCUACGGCGUCUGCAAGGACGGGCGAGUCUUCUUCAUCGACGACCUGACCCGCACCACCACUUGGCUGCACCCUCGCACCGGGGAGCCCGUCAACUCCGGCCACAUGAUCCGCUCAGACCUGCCCCGCGGAUGGGAGGAGGGCUUCUCGGAGGAGGGCGCCAGCUACUUCAUCGACCAUAAUCAGCAGACCACGUCAUUUAGACAUCCUGUGACAGGACAGGUUUCUCCAGAAAAUAUUGAAUUUAUUUUGCGAGAAGAACAGAAUUCAUCUAUGUCCAAGCAACAAAUAAACCAAAGACCUUCAAGCAUGGUCAGUGAAACGUCCACUGCAGUAACUACAUCUGCUGUUGAUACAAAACCUGGCUUUAAGGUUGUGAAGGCUGGAAACAAAGUUCAUAGCUUUGGAAAGAGGGAACAAGCUAUCAGGAGGAAUCCCAAUGUUCCUGUUAUAGUAAGAGGCUGGCUACACAAACAGGAUAGCUCUGGAAUGCGAUUAUGGAAAAGACGAUGGUUUGUGCUUGCUGAUUAUUGCUUGUUUUACUACAAAGACAGCAGAGAAGAGUCGGUUUUGGGUAGCAUACCGUUGCCUAGUUACGUAAUAUCUCCAGUUGGACCUGAAGAUCGCAUAAAUCGCAAAUUUUCUUUUAAGGCUGUGCAUACAGGUAUGCGGGCAUAUAUUUAUAAUAAGAAUUCUGUUAUUGGCUCUCAGGCAGAGCAUUCAGGGAUGCGGACAUACUACUUCAGUGCAGAUACCCAAGAGGAUAUGAAUGGCUGGAUCCGGGCUAUGAAUCAAGCUGCUCUUAUGCAAACACGCUCUUCACUGAAGAGAGAAAAUGAAAAAGUGGAUCAGCAAGCUGUUCCCCAAGUCAACCAUGUGGAUGCCUGUAAAGAGUGUGUGAAGGCAGAGAUUACAGAUACAAAAGAAAGUUAUCAAAAAUCAGCUGAAAUGCUUGGAUAUGAUAAGCGUGAAGAUAUAAGAAGAGAAAAAGAGGAGGAGGAGCGUUAUAUCCACAGAAAAGAAACUCUGGAAACUAAGAAGGGAAAGGCUAAGCAUGCGUUAACAGAAGCUGAUUCAUUAUUUCCAGACUUAACGAAUGCAUCCCGGUCCCAAGUAGCUCAGCCUCAGCCAGCUGAGAAGAAUGGAACACUUCCUAGUUCAUUAAGUACGAGUGCUGGCCUAGUGGAGCAGAAUGGUACCAGCUCGUAUAAAAGGGGGUUUGUUCCCAGAACAAAUCCAGAUAAACAGAUUCAAAGAAAAAGUAACAUGGCUCAAGUGGAGCACUGGGUGAAAGUCCAAAAAGGAGAUACGAGAAGCCUCACUUCUGAUCACACUCUUACACGUCAGGGUCCCAAUCCACCUUUUCCUGAAAACUAUCACACUUUGCCAAAGAAUACCAGGCAGCCUUCAGGGAGCUCACCACCACCACCAAACCGCAAUUUGCCAAGUGACUACAAAUAUGCACAAGACCGUGUUAGCCACUUGAAGAUGUCCCAGGAGGAAAGGAAAGCAAAUAAGGAUGGAACUGUUUGGCAGCUAUAUGAGUGGCAGCAGAGACAGCAAUUUAAACAUGGCAGCCCCACUGCCCCACUUUAUGUAGGUUCUUCAGACUUUAUUGAUCGUGCUAAGUCAAAAAGUUCAUUAGAUGUUCCACGAUCAAUAUCUGUUCCGCCCUCUCCAUCUGAUAUUCCUCCACCUGGACCUCCAAAAAGCUUUCCCCUAAGGAGACCACAUACUCCUGCAGAAAGGCUUACAGUUAAACCAUCUGAUGAGAGACAGACUGUAGACGUUCCUUUUGCUGGAUCACCCAGGAAGAUACGAAGUAAUGCUGUAAAGAGCUCAACUCACGUUGAUCGACGGUCUAUGCCUGCUAUGGGUUACAUGACACAUACUGUGAGCGCACCCAGUUUGCAUGGCAAGUCGGCGGAUGACACUUAUAUCCAGUUGAAAAAGGAUUUGGAGUAUUUGGAUCUAAAGGUGACAGGGCGUGACACAUUAAAAGAACGAAGUACAAAACCUGUCAAGAUUGCAGAAAGUGAUAUUGAUGUCAAGCUAAGCAUUUUCUGUGAGCAGGACAGAAUACUGCAGGACUUGGAGGACAAAAUAAGAGCCCUUAAGGAAAAUAAAGAUCAGCUGGAGUCUGUUUUGGAGGUUUUACACAGGCAGAUGGAACAGUACAAAGACCAACCACAACACGCAGAAAAAAUUUCUUACCAGCAGAGACUUUUGCAAGAGGAUCUCAUACAUAUUCGGGCUGAAAUAUCCAAAGUUUCAACGGAAAUGGAAAAUGCCUGGAAUGAAUAUCUGAAAUUAGAAAAGGAUGUGAGCCAGCUGAAAAAAGCCUUACAGGAACAGAUGAAUAGUUCAUUGGUAUCUCAGGAGAAAACACAAAUACAAAAAGACUUGUGGAGAAUCGAAGAUGUUACAGCUGGCUUGAGUGCAAAUAAAACAAACUACAAAACCAUAGUAGACUCUAUCAAGAAUCCAGAGAGAAAAGUAGUGCCUUCAUUUUCUCAGUCUUCAGUGCCUUCCUUACCAGCUUCCCUCGCAACUGUGGAGAGCAAACUUUCAAUCCCGCAAAGCCCUCCACCCAGUCCAGUUAAAUCCCCUCUGGAGGUUAGGCUGUAUCCACAGCCUUACUUCCAGGCCAGAACACAGCACCAAGCACAGCAGCUGAAAAAAAUCGAGCCGCCUCUUCAGUCACCACUUAAGCUAAAGCCAAAGGUUGAAGAUGAAGCACCGCCCAGACCUCCUCUCCCUCAGUUGUACAGUCCUGAUGAUCAGCCACCAGCCGUUCCACCUCUCCCGAGAGAAGCCACUGUCAUCAGACACACAUCAGUGCGGGGCCUGAAACGUCAGUCAGAUGAAAGAAAGAGAGACAGAGAACUCGGACAGUGUGUUAAUGGAGAUUAUAGGGUGGAACUGCGUUCAUACAUGAGUGAGCCAGAACUAGCAAUGAUAGGUGGUGACCUCAGCCACCCUUCCAGUGGUUUAAUAAGCUCUGACAGUGGAUACCAGACAUUACCUACCCGUGGUUUAUCUGGAUCAACUUCCAGAUUGCACCAAUCAUCUACCAUUUCAUCAUAUGCAACACUUCGAAGGGAUAGGUCCAAGGAAAGACCAAAGAGUGCCUUGGAACGUUUAUACUCUGGAGACCACCAAAGAGGCAAGAUGAGUGCAGAGGAACAACUAGAAAGAAUGAAGCGACAUCAGAAGGCAUUAGUUCGUGAACGCAAGAGGACUCUUAGCCAAGGAGAAAGGCAGUCUGUUUCGUCUCGGUCUUUCAUCAGGCCCAUUUCUGCAGACAUAGGCUCAUGGAAACGAGAGCAAGAAUUUGAUUUGCAGUUACUUGAGAGGGCAAUUCGUGGAGAAGACAAGGAUGAAAAUGAAUGGUUAAAAGUUCAGCCAGUAGCAGUGACAGAAACAGACCUGGAGCCUCAAGACUAUGAUUUAGAUAUCAGCAGAGAGUUGUCAAAACCUGAGAAGGUUGCAAUUCCAGAACGCUAUGUUGAACUGGAGCCAGAAGAGCCUCUUUCUACAGAAGAACGGGCAGCAAGACAGCGUAAAGCAGAAAAGAUAAAGAAUAUUCUUACUAAAUCAAGCAUGCACAAUCUACAGCCUACUGUUGCCCAGGACAAGCACAACUCAGUUGAUUUAGAUUCACAGCUGCAAGAGCAGGAGCGCAUCAUUACCAUAUCAUACGCUUUGGCUUCUGAAGCCUCUCAGAGGAGCAAGGAGGUAGCAGCUCAGCAGUUGACCUAUCCAUCUAAAGCACCCUCACCUUCUGUACCACAGCCAGCUCAUUCCCCCUUAAGCAAUGGAUUUCACUACACAUUUGUUUAAACACGUUAAAACCAAAGCAGUAAGUGAACACUGACAUGAGACUGAAAGCAAAUCCCACCUAGUGUCACUGCGUCGGAGAAAGAGGAGAUCCAUCACAUUCUGUGAAGAUACUCAUCGGCUGAUGAUAUGUUCUUCUGGAAAUACAUUCAGCUAAUAAUAGGGGGAUUUUCUAUGAAAAUGAAGAGAAUUGCAAAUCAUUUUAUUUUUACUUCAGUGUAGUUCAGACUUUAUAUGAAUAAACGGCACUUUUAAUAAGCUCUGUAAAAUACUGACAAUGUAUUUUUAGGACAGUGUAUUUUAGAAUUUUUUUUAAAUCAAGGGCUGAAUUAAUUUUAAGAUAAACUACUUGCAUAGAUGUUAAAAGAUGCUGUUAGUUCCCCCUCAGGCUCAGAUGCACAAUGUGAAGUUUCAUGAGAAAAAUGUAAAUUUGAACAAACAUAGAAGCACAUUCAUAGAGUACGGUUAGAGCUAACACAAGUGAGAGGUUUGCCAGAAGGGUGUUUUGGAUUGAAUAUGUUUGUAGAGUUAAUCACCCACCCUUUUGCCCAUUAAAUAAUACAUUGCAAGGAACUUUAAGCUUGAUUUUUCUAAGUAUUGGUAACCACUGUAUAGCUGAAGUUUUCCACAAAAGCCAUAAUGAAAGCCGGUUUUAACUCCCAUUUCCUUUUUUGAUCCCAUAUGAUUAACUUGCUGGUGUCCAUGCACAGUAUGCCAGGUUGCUCUUGAGAUUAGUGCUGUCCCCUCAGUAACAAACAGCUAAUAAAAUUUUUUUUUUGGAAAGGUGAGAUGUGGGAAAAGAAAACUUCUAAUUAAAAUAUGUAUAACUAAGCAAUAAAAAAAUAUAAUAGGAUAUGUCAUUUUACUAGUAAAUAUAUUUGCUUGGUUUUUUUUCAAUAAACAUUACAAUGUGAUGUAUUGACUAGUAUUCAUCCUGCAAACAGCAAGACUAAUGUAAUGUGGCACCUGCUAAUUUCAUACAUAUGUUCACCUGGUGCUGAACUUUGCCAAACUUUGAAAUUCAGUGUUUUACUUACGUAUAGGGCAAAGGGUGAGGUAGUCACAUAAGCAGAAAAUAGAUUAAAUGAACUGCUGCAACUACUUUACUUGAAAAAAAACAAACUGUACGCAUUGAAUGCAAGAAAUGCAAAAAUUUCCCAUUAUGUAGUUAUUAGUUGAGUUCAGCUCUGGAUGAGAAAUGACUGAGAAAUACUUCUGCAGUAUUUUGUGAAACCACUAACUCGUUCAUUUGCUGUAGUCAAGUAAUAGCUACAAAACCCUUGAAAUAGACCUUCAAGUUUCAGACUUUAAGACAAAUCGUAUUAUAUUAACACUAUACAGAGAAAUAUUCUUACAAGUAUAUAUUUAGCUAAUGCAAUCUAUUUUACCUCAAUACUGCCAGUAUCAACUUCAAGACCUUUUGCCAAAAUAAUGAUUUAUUUUUGCCUUUUUAAAAAGUUUUGAAAGCAUAAAUGAAUAUUUUGCAAGAAAGCAUUAAUUUAAAUAAAAUGUAACAGUUUGGAAAAUGAUAUAUGUACAGAUUAAAAUAUUAACAUAACUGCCUCUUA
Molecule: messenger RNA, 5748 nt
Organism: Phalacrocorax carbo (great cormorant)
Lineage: Eukaryota; Metazoa; Chordata; Aves; Suliformes; Phalacrocoracidae
Source: RefSeq, a predicted model, not a curated record